This is a messenger RNA of Pogona vitticeps (central bearded dragon), 6181 nucleotides long. The record is from RefSeq and is a predicted model, not a curated record. Lineage: Eukaryota; Metazoa; Chordata; Lepidosauria; Squamata; Agamidae.
AUGAGCCGCCUGGCGUCUACGCCCACUGUCGCCCCCGCCGCCGACCACCACCACCACUACCACCCCGGCCCCUCCCGGACGGUCGCCACAGAGCAGCGCCCAGGGGCUGAGGGCAGGGGCGGGAGGCGCCGCGGCCGGCUGGACUCGCUGGCGCAGCACUUCGGGCGCUUCCGCCUCCCGUUCUGCGCGGCCUACACGGUCUGGGACCUGCUGCGCGGCAUGGCCGGCCCGGAGAGCCUGGACUGCAGCCUGCCGCACCUGCUGGGGGACUCGCUGGCCGCGGCGGCCGGAGCCCAGCACGGCGAGGCCUGCCGGAGCUGCCUGGAGGCCUACCAGCGCCUGGACCAACACGCUCAGGAAAAAUACGAGGAGUUCGACCUGCUGCUGGAGAAGUACCUGCAGGCCGAGGACUACUCGGCUGUCUACAAGGCUUGGCUGUGCUCUGAGUAUUUCAAUGUGACACAACUGCAGUGCCAACACCGGGUUCCAUGCAAGCAAUACUGCCUGGAGGUGCAGACGAGAUGUCCCUUUGUGCUGCCGGACAAUGACGACCUGAUCUACGGAGGGUUGCCAGGCUUCAUCUGCACAGGGUUGCUGGAGGAGCAGCUGCCGGACCAGGAAGCCAAAUGCUGUGAGGUCCACUGGGACUCCUGCAGCCGCCAGAGUGAAGGCAGUGGCCACAACACAUCCAGCAGUUCCACGGAGUCAGCGUCAUUCCACCCCCAGCCCCAGGACUCCCGCCGCCGCCACCGCCACCACCACCACCACCACCACCACCAGCAGCAGCACUACAACCUCUACUACCCCCACCCCCACCACCAGUACCAUCACCCUCACCCCUCUUUGCUGCCGGUCUCUGCAGGGUCUCGCCUCGGCAACAGCAAAAUCAGACUCUGCGUUCUGGUCCUCAUGCUUCUUCACACCAUGGUGUCCUUCUCCAGCGUCCACAGUGGGGGGGUGGCUGCCGGAGGGAGCCUGAGCUUGGAGGCCUUGCCCACCAUGGAUGAGAGCCUGCCUAGAGACGAGUGACUCUCCCCCCCCUCCACCCCGGCAGGGGAAAAGGAAAACUUCCGGCAGGACGCCUGCUCUUUUCCCAUCCAGGGAGGGGGCACAUGCUAUAUACCUCCAGUGAGAGGCCUGGGCUGGGGGUAAUGCACACCUACCCACCCCAGCAUGGAGCCCCCACCCGCCAGAGUGGCUCCUCACAGGGGCCUCCCUGUGACAAAGAGUCCCUGACACACACACACACACAGGGCUGCGGGGACUCAGCCUGGAGAAGGGCUCGGUCCGCAACAGGCCUGGCGCCAACGGGCUGGCAGCCCGGCAGAGGCUCAUAAAGGGGUACGAAAGGGAAGCUGCGAUGACGGGAGGUGGCCUGGCCUUCAGGGAAAGGCAGGGGCCCGGAGAAUGCCCGUCGGUCGGUCGGUCGGUUGGUCGGCAAGAGGAAAGCGCUGGUUCUCUUGCUUUUGAGAUGUGUAAGUUGGGGUCCUGUGGGGAAGCGCUGGUUCUCUGCACCACCUUGGGUGAAACCUGCCCUCGGGGGAAGAGACCAGGCUGAGGAGGGGUCUUUUCCCAUUCUUCCAGCCAGUCCUGAUGGUGCAGCACCCACCCACCCUGAUGUUGAAGGCCCCGUACCUUACCUCCCUUCCUCCUGAGGAUAACCGGUGGCAACCUGUGAGGCCACCUCUCCAUACUCUGGUGGGUCACGCUAGGUUCCAUGGUGGCUGGGUGGCCCGGGGGUUGCAAUCCAGAGCUGCCAGAGGGCUUGAUUCCUGAAGGAAUGGCUGCCUCAUCCCUCCGAAGCCCAGGACAUCCGUCCUGUGAAGAAGAGCAGGUCCCGUCCCGUCCCACGGGGCUCCCUCGCCUGCAUGGGGUCCCUGUCGACUCCCGGGGCCUCUUUGGCCCUUGAGUGAAAUCCGCCUCUAAUGCAAGUAGCAGUUUCACGCAAGUGUAGGGUUGAUUUGUUUUUAAAUCAGAGUUAAACCCCCUUCCAAACAUUUGCUGGCAGUCCUGCUGCUCUUCCCCUACCCUGUCCAAGCUCAGCAGCAGCCAGCUGCGUUUUUAAAAAAACCACGCACAAAAACUGCAGGAAAGUAUUUGAUGCGGUAUCCGGUUUGGCCCAUAAUGUGUCACUCAUGGGGGGGGGAGAAUCACACCAGGAGAUUUCCUUCCAAAGUGUCCCUCAUUCUCUGGACAUGUGGCUUCUUUCUCCAAGGCAGGCUCUGUAUGUGCGUGUGAGCGAGUGUGUGUGGCGUGUUCCUAGCUGCUUCCUGUUAAUUUCCUCACUAGCCCACUGCAGUGUUCCAGGUCCAUUUCGAGAUUGACCAGAGUCUGGGAAGGAAGGAGCCAAGGACUCCCCCCCCCAACAAACCCAGGCCCAGAGGAGCCCUCGGCUCCAGGAGGAAGAAGCCCUGAUUAGGGGAGCCCCACGUCUGGGCAGAGGCAGGAAGGGAGUCUCCUCCGUCCUUCUGGCCCAGGGCUAGUGGCCCGGACGGAGAGCAGGGUCCCUCCUCCUGCAGCCCCUGCUCGGUCAGGAAUCCAGGCCUGAACCGGCCAUCGAGUCACGGUCCAUCCCAUGAGAAUGCCGUGGAGGAGGCAGAAGGCGGGGGGGGCUUUCCGGAGCAGCCAGCUUUUCCUCCUCCUGCCCCCCCCCAAAAUGCCCCAGUGUGGCAGGAGUUCUUUGAAAGAAGACUGAGGACAAGCAUCUGGUCCAGGGAAUUUAUUCUCCGGCUCGGUGCCUCCCUGCCCAUUUCCUGCCUCGCAGAUAGUGAGGACAGUGGGGAGAGGGGUGCCAGGAGAGCCACUCACCUGUCUUGUCUGCAUCCUGGAUGCGGCCGAGGGCUAAUACCUUGAACAAACCCACACAAGGAAGCCUGAGAUAACCCCAGAAGGGAACCUCUCACACGCAUGUGGAAAUGCAAAGGUGCCCUCCUCAAACCCAAGCUUAGGCACCACCACAAAGCUUCCCUCCAAGCGGGGUCAAGAAGGCACAGUCCUUUUCUCAGAAUAGGUCAGUCAGAGUCGCCCUCCUCCCCUUCCCAGGGCCCUUUUGUUCUGGGGAAUUUGUCCUCAGCUCCUCUAUCAGUAGGCAGUGUGCGUCGGGGGGGGGGGUGGUCAUUUUCUAUGUCGAUGCUCCAUGUAAGGAAGAACUGCCGGGGGGGGGGACCCAUCCCCUUGUCGAGAAGCAACCGUGGUGUUUGAGCCGGGCUGUUCUGCCUGAACGAGGCCCCUGCCCCCAAAGGCACCCCAAGCAGGCCAAGGCUCCCGGCUACCUGAGAAGAGAAGCACCUUCAGGGACACCCAGCAGAACCUCACAGGCCUCCUGGCCUUUUCUCCUGCAGGGUCCGGUGGAAAGUGGAUGUGUGUCUUUCCCCGCCUUAUGUCCCCUGGGUAGUGAGGCUUAUUCCAGAUCUGUAAACAUAUUACUUUCUCUCUGAAGGCAUCCUUUGCCAUUGGCUACCAAGGUUUGUAAUGGUGUUUAGAACCAGGAACAAAUUCACAGGCUUGUUGGUUGGGGUCUUUCGUGGUCAACCAGAAAUGUGGGAACUGGUUCCACUAAAAGUGGCACAAUCAUUCCUUCCCAGCCCGUUAACCCAACCAGCAAGGCACAGGACACGUGUGGCUCCUGGGCCCGGAGAGCCUUUAGCACAUCAGAGAAGCUCAUUUUUGCAUCCCUCCUCCACAAUGCAUUGAAAGAAUAGGGCAGGGCCUGGGAGCUGAACCUCGAGGGCUCCCUGGUCCCAGGUGUGUCACCAAAGCCCCUGAAGGUGAAAGGAAGGCCGUGCCGUCUUUUGUCACAGCCCCAGCACCCGUGAGACUCUAUGCCACAUGACAAACUGAGUGGGGCAUCAGGCGCAGGCCAGCUCCGUCUGCCUCCUCCAAACCGGACCCUCCUCCUGUUCUCCCUCUGAUGCCCACCCCACCCCCCACUCCAUCUCUGUUUCUCUUUCACCUCCCUUGUUGUUCUGUUGUUCUUGCUGGUCCUACUGAGGAUGAGGAUGAUGGGGAUGGUAUCGUAAAUCAGACUGCUUCAACCCCGUGUUUUGGUGGUUGUGGGACCAGCUUUCCAGGGCCAAGAUAAGGGCCACUCCUCCUCCCACCCACCCCCGGCCAGGCGCUAAAAGGGGCUGCGGGGGAGUGGGGGGGGAACCCUUGCCCGAGAGGGAGGCCUGGAUCACUGCCUCCUCUUCUGGCUCCUCCCACUAAGGCCAGGGCCAGAAGCAAGUGUUUUUGCUACUGGUGCUUGGAAGUCCACCCUGUUGUAGGUGUUUAGGGGCCUGGCAAACUUUGUUGCAUGCCAGACACCAUAUUUUGCCUUGGGCCACGGCGGGGGGGGGGAAUUGUUGUCAGACAGAAGAGACGGCCCCAUUCCUGGCUCAUUUUUGCAUCCCUCCUCCACAAUGCAUGGAAAGAAUAAGGCAGCAUUUUGGUAUUUCAACUGCACUGUGACGUUGGGUGGGCCAAGAGCAGCCCACGGUGGCGGGCUUCAGCCUCUGAGCCUUGCCUUUGCAUGCUUGGUUAGCAACGGAGAUGGGCUGCCGUUCCUAGUUAGGGUCAGAGGGAAAAUGCCAGGAUGCAAUCUGCUCCCCACCCGCCCCUCAUCUCCGUGCUUUGCAAUCUUAGAUGACAAAGCCACCCAUGUUGUUGGGACACUAAACUCCCACAAUCAUUGCCCCUUCCACGAGGGGCUGUGAGAACAAUCCCUCCUUCCCAAAGCAACGUGUUCAGGGCUGGUGCGUCGGCCUUUGCAUGCAUGUGGGCUCAUUGGCCCAGCAAAAAUGGCUCCAGAGAGACAGGAAGGCCUGGGGUCUUGCAUGGAGCUGUCCUGGGAGCAGAGACCCCCUCCCCUCCCCCAGAGUUCAAAAAGGAAACUGGCUUGUGGCUUUUUGAACUCACUUAGAAGGAAGCUUGUUAAAAAGGGGCUCCAGUCGAAAGGGAAUUGCAGCAGACUCAAAAAGGGGCAGUUAAACCCUCUGGAUUAUAGGGAUGACGAGAGGCAGCGCGGGCUUUAUGGGUGACUAUAGAAGCCACAGCGUGUUGUUCCCCCAGAUACAGUGUGGGGCCCAUGAAAUUUUGGAGAUAAGCAAUUGAGCCUGGGCAGUUAGGUGGCACUCUCUGUGUUCUCUCUUAUUCUAGACUCUGUCUUUCUAAACAAUGGGGAAAAGAUCAUUCUCUUUGAGCGGCAGCUACAAAAGAACCCCCAUCCACGCCCACCAGAGUAACUGCAGCCUGCUUCUCAAAAGACCCACUGAGAGAAGAAUGAGUCGAGCACCCCUUGCCUUUUGGGGAAGGAAGUUGCAAAGCUGACGUCUUCAGCUGAGCAAAGGGUUACUGGUCAGGAGCUGAAGCCUAGCCACUUUUUUCUCCUGCUUUGAAAUGAAAGUCUCACUUUUUUCCCUUUUCUUUAGCGGUUUACCAUCCCACUUUCCCAUAGUCAGAUGGGAAUAGCCCAACACUGAUGGACAGACAUGUUCAUCGCUUUUCUGCAAGGAAUGGAUAGAUGUGGCAAAGCCAAGCCGACAAGGUCUUUGGCCCUGGAAGUAAACGGGCGGCCAAAAAGAGGCCGGAGAGACAGACUGGUGGUGGUCCUUCUUCACCAUCUUCCCAGAGCCACCACUUUGGGACAGGCCAUCGUCUGAAGGCCCCGUAUGCUGUGGCGGAGUGUAGGCCAGUCUGCUUUUGCCCGCCUGUCCUGGGCCCUGUCUCAGGUGUGGGGGUCUGAGAGAGGGCCUUCUGGGUGGCUGCUCCCAGGUGGUGGAAUUCCUUUUCCAAGAAAGAAUGGAAGGCGCCCUUCUCGGGUGUCAUUCUGUGGACAAAGGUAUGGACGGCUCUUCAGGGUUUCUUCCCCUUGGCAAUAGACCCUUCUUGUAGUUGGGGAGGGGGGCAGCUUUUCAUUAAGCGGGCGUGGGAUUUUCUUUAUUAGCGUGUUUCAAACUAUGUCCAUAUUGUAAAUGUUUUCAUAACUGAAUUUGCUAUGUGUGUUUUCCUCCUCCUUUCAUUCAGCCUUACUGUUGUGAGUUGCCUCCCAUCCCCUUUUUGAGCUGUCUUUUGUAGGCGAGCAAAAGACAGAAGAAGCCCCAAGAAGCCCCGUGGCCCUCUUCUCAAAGAGGACCUCACCAAGGCCAACUCAGGCAUCGCACUGCCCCCUCCAACACACACACACACACACACACACACACAC